UCACCGUCUCUUUCAUUGGCUAAUGACCUAAGUCAUGAGAGUCCAUUGGAUGGACGCACGCACGCCUUUUGUCAACCUUUAAGGACCACAAGAAGAAUAAACAAGGUUUACCUCCCUCAGGUCAUCCAUGCACGUGUGAGCCCAGGGUAACCAUGCUAACGGCACACAGAGCGUGCACCACCGCCCGGCUCUUGGCCCGGAUGCCACUCCACGCCUGUGGGAUCCACACCUCGGCCCCGCGUCGGGACCAGGUGGAGCUUCACCCACAGUGGGCCGCCUUGGCCAAGAAGCAGCUAAAGGGGAAGAACCCGGAGGACCUGAUAUGGCAUACGCCCGAGGGCAUCGACAUCAAGCCGGUGUACACCAAGGCUGAUUCGGAUGCGAGUGCGGACGAGUUACCAGGGGUGUUUCCCUACACUAGGGGGCCCUAUCCCACCAUGUACACCAGCAGACCCUGGACCAUCAGGCAGUAUGCGGGAUUCAGUACCGUGGAAGAGAGCAACAAAUUUUACAAGGAUAACAUCAAAGCGGGGCAGCAGGGCCUGUCGGUAGCCUUCGAUCUCCCCACGCACCGCGGCUAUGACUCGGACAACCCGCGGGUGCACGGCGACGUUGGCAUGGCGGGCGUGGCCAUCGACACGGUGGAGGACAUGAAGAUGCUCUUUGAUGGCAUCCCGCUGGAGAAGAUGUCCGUGUCCAUGACCAUGAACGGAGCCGUCAUCCCAGUACUCGCCAUGUUCAUCGUGACGGGUGAGGAGCAGGGUGUGCCCAAGGCCAAGCUCACCGGAACCAUUCAGAAUGACAUUUUGAAGGAGUUCAUGGUGCGGAAUACCUAUAUUUUCCCACCGGAACCUUCCAUGCACGCCAUCGCCGACAUCUUUGCGUACACAUCCCAGCACAUGCCCAAGUUCAACUCCAUCUCCAUCAGCGGCUACCAUCUUCAGGAGGCGGGCGCCGACGCCAUCUUGGAAGUGGCCUACACUAUCGCCAACGGGCUGGAGUACUGUCGCACCGGACUCAAAGCUGGCUUGACCAUCGACGAGUUUGCUCCCAGAUUGUCGUUCUUCUGGGGCAUCGGCAUGAACUUCUACAUGGAAAUCGCCAAGCUGCGGGCGGCUAGGAAGCUGUGGUCCACGUUACUGCGGGAAAAGUUCCAGCCGCAAAACGCCAAGUCCCUCCUCCUACGCACUCACUGCCAAACGUCUGGUUGGUCUCUCACGGAGCAAGACCCGUACAACAACGUGAUCCGCACGGUCAUUGAGGCCAUGGCGGCCGUUUUCGGAGGCACGCAGUCGCUCCACACCAACUCCUUCGAUGAGGCCCUGGGUCUACCCACCGUGAAGAGCGCCCGGAUCGCUCGCAACACGCAGAUCAUCAUCCAGGAGGAGUCGGGCAUCCCCAAGGUGGCCGACCCGUGGGGGGGUUCGCACAUGAUGGAGUCACUCACUGACGAUCUCUACAACACUGCCUUGAAGUUUAUCCAAGAGAUCGAAGAGAUGGGGGGCAUGGCCCGGGCAGUGGCUGAGGGCAUUCCCAAGCUCCGCAUCGAGGAAUGCGCAGCACGCAGACAGGCCCGUAUCGAUUCACGGUCAGAGGUCAUCGUCGGGGUGAACAAGUACCGCUUGGAGAAGGAGGAGACGGUGGAGGUGCUGGCCAUCGACAACACCCUGGUCCGACAGAAACAGAUUGAAAAGUUGAAGAAGGUACGGGAGAGUCGCAACACGGAUGUCGCCCACAAGUGUCUGGCUGCCAUCGAGGAGUGUGCCCGCACUCGAGACGGAAACCUGCUGGCUUUGGCUGUUGAGGCAGCACGUGCCAGAUGUUCUGUGGGUGAAAUCACGGACGCCAUGAAGAAAGUGUUUGGUGAGCACAAGGCCAGCAGCCGCAUGGUGAGCGGCGCGUACCGCAGCGAGUACGGCGAGCAUGAAGAAAUCGCCGUGGCGCUCAGCAGAGUGGCGGAAUUUAAGAACCAGGAAGGGCGGAACCCUCGUCUCCUGGUGGCCAAGAUGGGCCAGGAUGGCCACGACCGAGGCGCCAAGGUGAUCGCCACCGGGUUCGCCGACCUUGGUUUUGAUGUGGAUAUCGGGCCGCUCUUUCAGACGCCGGUGGAGGUGGCCCAGCAGGCGGUGGACGCCGAUGUACACUGUGUGGGCGUCAGCACGCUGGCUGCCGGCCACAAGACUUUAGUGCCCGAGCUUGUCAAAGAGCUCCGCAAGAUGGGGCGACCCGACAUCCUGGUCAUCUGCGGGGGCGUCAUCCCACCACAGGACUACGACUUCUUGUACCAGAGUGGCGUGAGCGCCAUCUUCGGGCCGGGCACUAGAAUCCCGCAGGCCGCCGUGGACGUGGUGGACAACAUUCACAAGAGCCUGGAGAACAUCCGACAAGCCAUGUAAAGGCCAGCUUUUUACAUUAGAAAGGCAACGUAUUCCGCUUGCCAUUUUCAAGACAUUUUGACAAAAACGUGUGAAAUGUUAUCCACUCUCAAAUGUUGGCGAUAAUCAUGAUCGUGACUAGAAGCAUGUUUGUCAUUUGCCUUUCCAAGUAUCUUGACAUCACUCUGCAUCAUUCAUAUUUGGAUAUUGUGUAUAUUUUUAUGAAUUAAAUGCUUCAGGAGCAUUUGCGGUGUCAACUGAA
This is a messenger RNA of Hippocampus comes (tiger tail seahorse), 2637 nucleotides long. It is a transcript of the gene mmut, whose product is annotated as methylmalonyl CoA mutase. Gene Ontology annotation, molecular function: methylmalonyl-CoA mutase activity; metal ion binding; cobalamin binding. The coding region runs from base 153 to 2396 and encodes 747 amino acids. The transcript is spliced from 13 exons. The record is from RefSeq and is a predicted model, not a curated record. Gene Ontology annotation, cellular component: mitochondrion; cytoplasm. NCBI's taxonomy places the organism in Eukaryota, Metazoa, Chordata, Actinopteri, Syngnathiformes, Syngnathidae.